Messenger RNA from Rotaria sp. Silwood2, 552 nucleotides. The record is from the annotation of a GenBank genome assembly. Lineage: Eukaryota; Metazoa; Rotifera; Eurotatoria; Philodinida; Philodinidae.
AUGGAUAGUAGAAAUGCAAUACAUGAACUUGAAGAACAUCAUAAAUUAAUAGUUGAUUCAACUUCUAUUGCUGUUCCUCAACCUGAUGAUUCACAACAACGUAAAGCUUAUUUUUAUUCGAAAAGUGCAACAAAUUAUGCAUUUAAAAUACAAAUAGCUUGUGACUUUAAUCAUCGAAUAGUGCAUGUUUCCGAAUGUUAUCAUGGAAGUGUACACGAUAUUACAAUUCUAAGAGAGUCAGGACUAUUAGAACACGUGAACGACUCUGUGCAAAUUAUUGCUGAUAAAGCAUAUAUUGGAGAAGAAUAUGUCAUCACUGUAAAGAAGAAACCUCAUAGAGACGAAUUAACAACUGAAGAAAAAAACGUUAACCAUGACAUCAAUAGUGCAAGAGCAGCUAUCGAAAAUAUCAAUCAACGUAUCAAAACUUAUGCUAUUCUUGGUAGUGUUUACAGAGGAGCUAUUGAUGAUUUUGAUAAAAUUACCAAGAUCUCACAGGUUGUUUGUGCUUUAUGUAAUCUAAACUUAAUUAAACAUUCUAUUCGCAAAUAG